Messenger RNA from Leptopilina boulardi, 4165 nucleotides. RefSeq names its product GTP-binding protein RAD (gene Rgk3). Lineage: Eukaryota; Metazoa; Arthropoda; Insecta; Hymenoptera; Figitidae. The coding region runs from base 944 to 2224 and encodes 426 amino acids. The transcript is spliced from 7 exons. The record is from RefSeq and is a predicted model, not a curated record. Gene Ontology annotation, molecular function: GTPase activity; calcium channel regulator activity; GTP binding. Gene Ontology annotation, cellular component: plasma membrane.
CGCGACGCCAUGCAUGCGACGCUCAGUUGUCUCGCGAAACACAUCACGGGUGCUGCGAAAAAAAAGCGCCUCUCCCACGCUUUUUGUGUAUGUGUGUGCGCGUGUAUAUUUCAAAUAAAAAAAAAAAAAAAUGUGUGUAUAAAAAUGUGCGUAUACCACAUGAAAAGUAAAUUUCAUUUUUUUUAGUGUUUUUUGUAAAAUAAAAAAAAAAUCGUUCCGUGUUUUAUAGAAAAUAAAAUAAUAAUAAAAAAAAAAAAAACUAUGCAAAAAUAAGUGAGAUUUUUUUACAAAUUAAAAUUCAUUUUAUAUGAAAAGUGAAUUUUAUUUAGAAUUUUUAAUCAAAAGGUGCGUUUAUUUACUUGCGAGACAAUUGCUGAUCACGAGUGCCAGGGAAAUUCACUCAAAUUUCGCGCUCAAACGAUUUUUUUAAAUUCAUUUUCAUCGUGGGAUAUACAUAUAAACCUCUAAAAGAAAAAUUCCAGUUUCAACGAAUUUUUGUGUCAUACGAGGGAAGAUAAAUUUUCUUAACCAUUGUUUGUCAAGAGAUAUUGUUGAUACAAAUGGAUACAGUACCAAUUUUAAUUUCAAUGAUUCUAUUCUCACGUGAGACGAAAUAAAAAAAUCAAGAAUUAUAUAUAAACAUAUCCAAGAAACAAUUUAAAAAAGGAAUUAUAACAUCUAUGGUAUCAAAAAAACAUUUAUCAAUUUUCUCAAAAAAAUUUAAAAUAUAAAAUAUUUUGAAUUUUCUCAUCAGUGAUUAAUUGUGAGAUUUUUAUUUACAUUUUUUUUCUAUUUUAUUAUUGAUUUUCGAUAUUUAAAAAAAAAAAGUGAAAGAAAAAGAAAAAUCAGUGUUGAUUUUUUGAGAUUUAUACAUAUAUAGAGAGAGAGAGAAAAAGAGAGAGAAAGAGACAAGUAAAAUUAAAAAUUACGGGGGAAAAAGAUAAUGGCUGAAGAAACACCACGACGAAAAACAAGAUCGGCUUCAAUUUGUGCUCCUGGUUUUUCAAGUAUAGAUAAAAUGGUUGAUUCAAUGCCACCAUCAGGUGCUAAGGAAAAGGACAGAGAAAGGGACAGCGGAAGUGGUACACCGGAAGGAAGUACACCUACGAGAAGACGACGACCUGCCACAAGGUCUCAAAGUGCACGAGUCACGGGUGGCGGUAAAAGCAUUCGUCGAAGAGCUGCCGCACAAGCUGCCGCUCAACAUCAUCAUCAUGAACCAACAAUGAAAUCAGCUCAUUGUAGCAGUGAACCAAGGCUAAAUGAAAAUGACGUUAGUCCAGGUUUUAGAAGAAGGGGCAGUAGACGAGGACAAAGUAUGCAUCAUACUCAUCAUAGAAAGAGUAAUGCAUUUCUUGAUGUACCCGAUGUUUCGGUUCAAUUACCUCCGCGAGAAGAAGGCGAGGAUGAGGACAGUUACAGGCUUCGAAGUUUUAGUCUCACCAGUAAAGGUGUAAUAAACAGAGGUGACUCAUUUAGAAGACGAAGAUCGAGGUCAAAUUCUCUGGCACCUGCCGAUCAAGAAACGGAAGAAAAACCAGUCUCACCUCCCAAGGAGGUCAUUUCCUACACUGUUGCAAUAUUAGGCGCAAGGGGUGUUGGAAAAACAGCCCUUAUUAGUCAAUUUAUGACGAGCGAAUGCAUUAAUGCUUAUGAUCGACAAAGAGAUAUGCCCAGUGAACAAUCUGUUUUUGUGAUGCUGAACGGAGAGGAGAGCGAAUUGAAAUUUUUGAAUAUUACUAACCCAAAGAGUGAAUUGGAAAAAAUUCCAAAACCUGAUGCAUUUAUAAUAAUGUAUUCGGUGAUAGACAAAGCGUCGUUUCAAAGGGCUCAAGAACAUUUGGCUCGUCUACAUGACCAAGAUUUGUUACGAGGUAGACCGGCAAUCUUAGUCGGGAACAAAGUUGAUUUGGUACGGUCUAAAGUUGUUUCCCCCGAAGAUGGAAAAUGUGUGGCGUGUACAUAUCGAACGAAAUUCAUUGAAAUUUCAGUGGGAAUAAAUCAUAAUGUCGAUGAUCUCUUGGUGGGAAUUUUAAAUCAAAUUCGAUUAAAUAUUGUCCAAGGACAUUUGGAUAAUAGAACCGUAAAUGGAGAAAGCAGUGGACGUUGGUACAAAUCUCGUGGAGUUGUUCGUGCCAGCAUGAAAGCGAGACAAAUGCUCACGUGGCUCUUUGGCAAGGAGGACAGUAAAUUUAAAAAUUGCGAAAAUCUCCACGUUCUAUAAAUUCAAAAUUCAUCAUAUAUCAAAAAAAAACCUUCCUCUACGAGAAAGUAAAAAAAAAUAAAUAAUCAAAAACCGAUCAAUCGUAAAUAUAUCAAUUUUAGCCUUUUUCUUGACGAUUUUUCAAGUUCUCUUAACUUUUGUAAAUUUCUAUUAGAAUUAAUAUUAUAUUUAAUAUAAUUAUUAUUAUUAUUGUUAUUAAUUACUGCAAUUAUAACUAAAUUUCUUUUAUUCAAAACCAAUAAACAAAAUUUUGUUUUCAAAAUUCGAAAUUUUUUUUUUAUUGAAAAAAUUUUUUAAAAAUUGAAGUUGAGAAAAAUUGUGAAAUUAUCAAUAAAUAGGUGAACUGACAAUUAUUAUUAUUAUAUCGUAAUUUUAUAUAAUUAUAAGUAAAUAUAUAUAUAUCAAAUCAUUGGCGAUACAUGGAAGGACAAAUCAGUUCGGCUUAAUGAUCGACCGAUAUUAUUUAUAAAAAAUAAAAAUAAAAUGUGCCAACCUCUACUUCAAAGAGAGAUCAACAAUUUAAUGUAAUGAACGUCGAAUCAAUUGCGUUCAGAGUUAUUGGUUCGUAAAAUGUAGACUGACUCAAAGAACACGUGAUUGGCUUUAAUUAUCUAGUUGUUCAAAUUCACGUCAUAUAUUUAAAAUUAUAUAACUUUGAUUAAAAUCGAACAAUGAUUGUUCGAUAUGAAAUAUUUGUUUUAAUUAUUAUUUAUAUUAUUACCGAAUUGAAUAUAUCAAUAAGCAAAUAAUAAAUAUAUCGCAAUAUUGAUAUUCUAGAAAUGAAAUUAAAAAAAAUGAAUUUCAGUUAAAAAAAAAAAAUUUCAAAUAGAUAUGAUUUUAAAACGACGUUCUUAUUGGACCAAAAAAAAAGGAACCAGAACCAAUUAUGUAAAAUACAUAUAUUAUAAAAUUAUACUCUUUAAUCAAUUUUCUCCCAAUUAUUAUAUAUACAUAUAACAUUUGGAAUUUAGAAAAAAAAAUUGUUAUCAUCGUUAAUGCGCAAGGUUCGUCUGUGUUUCUAUAUAUGUACAGAAAAAAAAAAUGAAUCGAUUAUUAUAAACUUUUUUCAUAUAAGAUAUGUAUAUAUUACCUCUGAUGUAGAAAAUAAGUUUAGUAAAUUUAUGCAUAUACGUUUAUGAUAUAUGAUUAAUUGUGUAUAAUUAUAUUCUGGUGAUAAUUUUCAUUUACACGAUAAUAUAUAUAUAUAAAACAAUCGAAAAUUAUCAAAAGAUUUGUCAAUUCCAUAUUCCAUUUUGUUGGAAUUUUCUGGAAUUUCCAAACAAAAUACAUUCAAACUGAUCGAUUAUAAAUUUAUUUUCGAUUUGUCGAGAAAAAAAAACGUAUAUAGGUCUUUUUAAGUAUAAUCGUAUAAUAAAAAUGUCUCUUGACAACCUAAGAUUUUUAUCAAGUGCCUUUCGAAUAUUUUUAUAAAACUAAGCGAGAAUCCGUAUAUAUAUAUAAUCUUAUAGGUACUUUUUGUCCUUUAAUUAAAUAUAUCAAUGAUCUUCAGAUAUAAUGUUAACCGUUUUCACAGUUUUGAAUUUUUUUUUCCAACAAUUCAGAAUUUUUAAUUUAUUAAAUUGAUUGUUUAAAAUUUUUAACUGGAAUUAUUUAAUGUAUAAAAUCAAAAAAAUAAAUAAAUAAAUUUACAAAAUUUAUUUAAAAAUUGUAUUUUCGAAUUCAAAACUGUCAAGUGGUAUAUAUGAAAUGUAGUAUAAAACAAUAAAAAAAAUGGAAAAAAAAAUUUUCCAUACACGAGGGGUUACCCAGCAUCCAAUCUUAUCAAAGCCUAUUUAAGACCCUAUUCGUGUGUUUCAUAUAAUACUGUAAAAAAAAAAAAUAAUAAUAUAUAUUCGUUGUAUUGUAAACAAUGUGGAAAGACAAUACUGCCAAAUCUUUCGAUAAUAAAAAAAAAAUACAGAAACUCAUAACAGCAUUUUU